Molecule: messenger RNA, 1293 nt
Organism: Vicia villosa (hairy vetch)
Lineage: Eukaryota; Viridiplantae; Streptophyta; Magnoliopsida; Fabales; Fabaceae
Exons: 2
Coding region: 1-1293 (430 amino acids)
Source: RefSeq, a predicted model, not a curated record
AUGGAUGCCUCCGCCAAUACCGUCAAAGAGUUCAUGAGACGCACCAGUUCUUACAUGAUUCCGGUUAUUGACGUUUCUGGGCUGAUAAGUUUGAGUUCUUGUCUAAAAGGGAAGGUUCUACAGGAUUUCAAUCAUGAUUAUGUCAACUUGCUUUCCAUCCUCCACACAUCUUUCGACCCGAUGGCCUUGAUCACUUUGUUCCAUUUUUAUGACCCACAGUUGCGGAGUUUUACAUUUCAGGAUUAUCAACUGGUUCCAACACUUGAGGAAUACUCUUAUAACCUCAACAUCCGAAUUACUGAUAAUGUGCCUUUCUUUCGAGUUUCUAAGGUUGUAAGGUUCGAAAACAUAGCCGAAGCUCUUCAUGUGGGGAUAAAAGAGGUGAAAUAUAAUUGGAAAUCAACUGGUGCUACUCCUGGUUUCAACCUUUGUUUUCUAAUCAAUAAGGCUGAAGAGUCGGCUAAGAAAGAACAUUGGGAUGAAUUCAGUCGGUUACUUGCUGUUAUGAUUUAUGAUAUUGUGCUAUUUCCAUCUACGGAGAACUUUGUGAGUUUAUUAGCUAUUUGUGUUUUCAUGAACGAGAAUCCUGUGCCACCAUUGCUUGCAGACACUUAUGUGGCUAUCCACUCUAGGCAUGGAAAGGGGGGAUACGUUGUUGGCUCCUGUCUCCCUUUGUUGUAUCAGUGGUUUAUGUUGCAUAUGCCAGUGAAAGGGCCAUUCGUGCUCAAGAAAGGUUCUCUUCAAUGGUCAGACAUGCUUCUUAACCUUACUUCUUUUGACAUCAGGUGGAAUUAUUGUGUGGGGAAGGUUUGGAACAUCAUUACCAGUUGCGGUCAAUACUCCAAUGUCCCUGUCAUAGGAACUAGAGGUUGUAUUAAUUGCAAUCCUAUGCUUGCCUACCUCCAAUUGGGAUAUGCGAUGGAAGGUCCUCCGAAGGAUGCAGAAAUAGCUGAAUCAGUGUAUUUUGCCGAUGGUACAGUUUCUGCUGAGCUCUAUACUCAAGCCAAGGCGGACAACAUCAAACUUCAAGUGAAAGAUAGAGAAGUGGAUUUGGAGAGUUAUUUUUUAGACCAAGAAAAGGGUGAGUUGGCUCAUAAGCUCAAGCAAGCACAAGGUGAAAGCUCAGGCAUGACAGGUGCUCAAAGACGCUCUUAUGACUUAAUGGAGGAAAGCUUGUACCGGAAGCAACAAAAAUGUUUGAAGUUACAAAGGACUGAAAGCAAUGGUAAAAGGAAGAUUCGGGAUUUGGAAAAGCAAUUGAUGGAAGAAAAGGGCCAAGUUAGCUCGACUUGA